Molecule: messenger RNA, 1131 nt
Organism: Notolabrus celidotus (New Zealand spotty)
Lineage: Eukaryota; Metazoa; Chordata; Actinopteri; Labriformes; Labridae
Exons: 2
Coding region: 135-1073 (312 amino acids)
Source: RefSeq, a predicted model, not a curated record
AAAGCUAUCAUGUAUCUUUGCCCAGCCAUACACAUGCAGAUGCACCAAAACCUGCCCUCUCCCCUGAUGCCCAAACAGCAAGUCCCCCCGACACGGGCAGCUCUCCCUCUCCACAACUCUUACCCACCUCUCCGAUGCUCACUCCAAGAGACUCCCCCACUGGACAAAACUCCCCCCAUGUUGCAGACUCCCUUCCUGCAGCCCAAAAGCUACAUAACACUGAGCGAAGCCCUGACAGACCAACCAAGUCAGAAGCUGAGGUGGUCCUACUCAUGGACUCCAAUGGGAAAUACUUGGACACCAAACGUCUCUUUCCUGGUCUCAGUACAUCAGCCAAACGCUGCCGAAACACAGGCCAGGCCAUGGAGCUGCUAAGCCAGGACACAUUAGGGAACCCCCAAUACAUCGUGGUGCAUACAGGCACCAAUGACCUUCACAGUCUACACCAGAGCACUGCUGAGGCUAUGACUAAGGUAGCUGAGAGGGCCUCCAGAGAGUUCCCGGACAGCAGGGUGAUUGUUUCCACUCUUCUCCCCAGAACGGACACCCCUCCACAUGUCAUCCACGAGAUCAACAUGGAGAUCUCAAGGAACUGUGCAUCCUUCCCAAACAUCCACCUGGCCCACCACACCAACAUCGGAACAUGGCACCUCUAUGAUGGGAUACACCUGAACAAGGCUGGGGUGAGAACAUUCGCCAAAACAUUGAAGGAUGUUACCCUUGAUCGCAACCCCAACAGCCUCGCCCACACAGCUUCUGCUCCCAGGGACUACAGACCACCGAGAUACCAACAGAGAUACCAACAGGAGAGUCGGAGGACCUCUGCCUCCCACCCCCCUGCAGGACCACGCCCCCCUGUAGCACCACGCCCCCCUGCAGUACCUCGCCACCAUCCCACACCCCACCCCCCUGCCCCAUCCAGAUACAGAGGACCUCUCCACCAUCGCCGACAGACCACAUAUGCGUCUGUGAUGAACAAUCCUGCUCCUCUGCUAUCAACUGCAUCAAUGACUGAACUGGGGGUGAUCAAAGAUAUGCUUCACACUCUGUGCAACAGACUACUGCAAACAUGAGGACAUUGAGAUAUGCUGUAUAGGUGACACCAUCGUUCAUUAAUGCAUAUAAAAUAUG